AUGCAUCGACUUUUUGCUGAGCUGGAGCCAUCUGUAACCGUCACCGAGCAAAACCUGGCAGACCGAGUUCGGUACAUCAUGCGCUCGAAUACAUUUGAUGUCACCGAACUCGAACGGCUACGACGUGAGGCUGUUCCUUCAUCGGGUGAAAAUGCUGCGGCUGAGGAUGCGGCGCCACAACUUGCUGAGCAAACGGCAAAUUUGGAUGCCACCGUGAAUACGCCAGUUGUGGUUGAUUCAAACGAUAACGGAACAGUCGCCCAGGAACUGGAAUUAGAGCAAAUGAGGAGAACAUUGGAGGAGGCGAUUGUGGAACGAUUGUGUGUUGCGAGACGGACUCAAUUCUUUUGGGCGCCGCACUGGCAGUCUGCCGUAUUAUAG
Parnassius apollo (apollo) is the source of this 381-nucleotide messenger RNA. Lineage: Eukaryota; Metazoa; Arthropoda; Insecta; Lepidoptera; Papilionidae. The record is from the annotation of a GenBank genome assembly.